Loxodonta africana (African savanna elephant) is the source of this 1288-nucleotide messenger RNA. RefSeq names its product chromosome 1 C6orf136 homolog (gene C1H6orf136). The transcript has 6 exons. The record is from RefSeq and is a predicted model, not a curated record. NCBI's taxonomy places the organism in Eukaryota, Metazoa, Chordata, Mammalia, Proboscidea, Elephantidae. Bases 157 to 1104 code for a protein of 315 amino acids.
AGUGCGCAAGCGCGCAAGCGCGCAACAUCUCGGUUUCCCUCCCCUCAGCCCCUUACCCCCCCUUUCCCCUUCACGAAGCCGGCUCCGGGGCGCGCUCACCCCUGUGAGGAGGCCGGAGGCCGACUCGGCAGGCGCUCUCUCCACUCCCGGAACAUCAUGUACCAGUCCUGCCGGGCGACGGCCCGGCGUCUCGGCCCCUGCCUCCGCGCCUACCAAGCUCGACCCCAGGACCAGCUUUCUCCAUGGGCACUACCAUUCCCCCCACUUUGGCCCCACUCCACGACAACCACUCCUCCACCUUCUCCCCUCCUCUGGUCUCCCCUACCCCCAUGCCCAUCCACUCGGCCACUUCCCCAGACCCCCUCACUACCUCUCCCUCAGGUCCAGGCCCUCACUUCACCAUGGGUGGUUCUCCCUCCAGGAAAUGGGGAGGAGGGACCAGGACCUGAGUUGCACAGGGGCUGCCUGGAUGGGCUUAGAAGCCUCUUUGAGGGACCUCCCUGCCCCUAUCCUGGGGCUUUGAUACCCUUUCAAGCCCCUGGGACCGCCCACUCUUUCCCUGCCACACCAUCAGGGGAUUCCGGUAUGGAGGAGCACCUGGCUGUCAUGUAUGAGAGACUAAGACAAGAGCUUCCCAACCUCUUCCUUCACUCCCACGACUAUACUCUCUACUCAUCGGAUGUGGAAUUCAUCAAUGAGAUCCUGAACAUGCGUACCAAAGGCCGGACAUGGUAUAUUCUGUCACUUAUCCUCUGCCGUUUCCUGGCCUGGAACUACUUUGCACAAUUUCGGUUGGAAGUCCUACAGCUGACCCGCCACCCUGAGAAUUGGACCGUGCAAGCCCGUUGGCGGCUUGUGGGGUUGCCCAUCCAUAUGCUGGUUCUGCGUUUCUACAAGCGUGACAAGGGUGAGCUUUACCGGACCUAUGAUGCCUAUUCUACCUUCUACCUGAAUUCAGAUGGCCUCAUUUGUCGCCAUCACCUAGAUAAACUGAUGCCUUCACACUCACCCCCGACACCUGUGAAGAAGCUGCUAAUGGGAGCCCUGGUGGCCCUGGGACUGUCAGAACCAGAACCCAGCUUACACCUGCAUACCAAGGCCUGAUGGGGAACCAGGGUGGAGGCAGCACUGAAGACUUUGUUACGCACAAGAGAAGGGGGUAUAGGCAGCCAAGAUUCUCAGGAGCCAACUUCCUCGCCUCUUCUGUCUCCUUUCUUUCUUUCCAUCUCAUGCUGUGUAAAGCUGCUGUGUAAUUUAACUUGUAAAUAAUAAAGCUAAAGUGAAUAUA